ACUCGUUGAACAAAUGUACAGUCAGCUGGACAAGUUUGUUUUUGCUUAAUGUAUGUGUUACUCACAAACGUACACAUACGUCUACACCGGAGCGAUAGAUUACAAAAUGUGUGAAAAUUAACUAUACAGGCAAUCUAAAUAAUGUAUUUGAUCUUAAAGGAGGAAUUAGUGAAAAGGAUCUAUGGUUGACUGCUGUGUCGGGGAGCACACGAAGGUCUGUAUGAAAAAUGGUGGACAUUUUUCAUUACUCGUACUCGUAUAACCUAAAGCUGAGUGACUUGUUGAUGAAAGCCCCCUCACACCUUUGUAUCGGAAAGCAUCUCUAUCAGCAAACGAUGGACCAAUCUGAAUAUUGUGACGUCACAAUCGUAGCAGGACAUAAAACGCUGAAGGCCCACUGGUGUGUCCUGGUGAUGUGUCCCUACUUUCAAGCUCUGUACCACAGUGGAUUGAAGGAAAGACAGGAAGGUCAGGUGCAACUCCAGAUAGGCAACAGUGACGUCAUUGUUGACGUUAUAAGUUUCCUGUAUAGCGGCACAAUAACGGUGAAUGACAAAAGAGUGAAGGAUAUUUUGCAAGUUGCGGAUUACCUGCAGAUAGAUUCACUGACGCAACUUUGUGACGAAUAUCUGAGACGUUCUGUAACUUUCAUUAAUUGUACCCAAUUCAUUCUCCUUUCGAAGACAUACAGACUGAAGGUGUAUGAUGAAGUGAUGUCAUAUCUGCUCUCUGAAAUACCAAUAAUUCUUAACCGACCAGAUGCGGUGCAGCUCCCUGUCGAUGUUCUACUGAGGUUGAUUCAAGACCCAACAUUGAGUUAUGUCCCUAGAAGUUUGCUGUUUGAAUUUCUCGUUCGCUGGGUGGAUAAUGACCCCAAGCAAAGGGAAGAAUUUUUUGAAACCGUGUUUCACGAGUUGGAUCUAUUGAAACUAGACAAGGCAUUUAUAAAGGAGCAGGUAAUGACAUGUCAGUAUGUUUCAGGUCGUGAUUCAUGCGUUAAAAGGUGUUCACAGUCAUUAACCCGUCUUCUAUCACCUAGUACAGAUGGUAGAAUCGAUGCUAUAGUUGUUCUAGGUGGUAUUGACGAGAGGAACUCUAGAAUGGAUUACAUGUUCGCAUACAUCGUCAACGAGAACCGCUGGACCAAACUUUUGAACGUACAUUCUGUAUCGGAGACGCCAAGUAUUUCUGUCUGUGGCAGCACAUAUGUUCAUGUAUUCAAACAGAUAAAUGGCGACCUAGUUUCAAACGAAUACAAGUAUUUCAAAAAAUUCAGCUUUGUUACGAACGAGUGGCAGCAUCUUUAUUGGAAAAAUGUAAAGAACUUACCCGAAGAUUUGAUAAUUACAAGCGUCAACGCAAUGUUAUUCGCAACAAGUACGGGGAAGGUAUGUUAUGUGGGCUUUUGUAAAAGCAAGAAUGGCAAAAAGCCCGGAAUUUGUGCGUGUCUUGUAGGGGCCGAUGCUCAGUCCACGUUUCCCUUUCGGCUGGUAUGCUUGACAAGUGCUCGGAAAACCAUGCGGGUCUGCAUUGUUCAUGAAAGGUACGUUUGCAUCGUGAUCAGAAGCAUCAAUGGCCGACAAUUACUGCUUAAACUUUAUUUGAUCGACACCGCCAUGCAAUCAUGGAGAGUUGAGGAAUAUUCUACCAGCAGCGUUUUUUUGUCUCGCGGGUAUGACCACUGCUUUGUGUUGACUGAUAAAGUGUUCGUCACUAAGGACAUUUUCAAAGACGACUUCAUUACCUUCGAUAUAACUACCCGCACGUGGACAACCAUGAAAUCAAAGUCAUUUCCAGUGCCAAAGUUGUUAAACUAUAGCUUUGCGACAUUAGGAAAUAAGAUGUUUGUCUUUGGAGGGAAAGACGAGGCCUCGUGUGUAACAAAAAACGUGUAUGUUCUUGACUUUGACAGUGGGAGCUGUACCCAACUUUCUCCUAUGCCCAUGCGACUGUUUAACAGCCAGGCAGUGCGCGUGCGUAUCCCUGGUAACGUGUGCCACAGGCAGUGUCCUCAUUGCAAUUACCGCGCUGACUUCAUUACACGUGAAAGAUGAAUGCAGGGAAAAGAUCAGUAUUCUUAGGCAUGUUCUCGAACCAGAGACUCCCAACCUUAUUUGGAAAACUUCGCUCCCAAAGUGGUCCAGUGCGAUGCCGAAAAUGUAUGAUGACUACAACAGCCAAUCUAACGUGUUUUUGUAAUUUGAAUAACUGUGCUUGAAUUGAUGUAAACAUGCGAACAAAGCAUGUGAUUUAUGGAAGUAUUACACAAUUAUUAUGCCUGUACUAUAAUAAAGACAUGUUUCAUAUAACUGAUUGUGAUUUAAAACGGGUACUUGUAUAUCAACAUAGGAUAAUACAAAGAAUAUGUGUUACUCGCUCGAAACUCAAAUAAAUACGUUUACCCGACUAGACGAUAAAUGUGUUUGUAAAUGUUUCUUUAUUUAUAAAGUGCGAAAAAUUU
Messenger RNA from Dreissena polymorpha, 2461 nucleotides. Its product is annotated as kelch-like protein 11. NCBI's taxonomy places the organism in Eukaryota, Metazoa, Mollusca, Bivalvia, Myida, Dreissenidae. Gene Ontology annotation, molecular function: protein binding. The transcript is spliced from 4 exons. Bases 228 to 2054 code for a protein of 608 amino acids. The record is from RefSeq and is a predicted model, not a curated record.